AUGGGAGAUCAGGAGGAGCACAAAAGGGCUGAGGGUGAAACUCCCUCUGUGUCCGCAAUACCGCCAACAGCAGAAGAAGUCCCGGCGGUUGUUAAGAACGAAGGAGAAAAUCAUGCCACUGAAGACAAGAGUGUGAUCCCAAUUCCUGAAGAGACGGCAUCUCCUCCUCCUGCUGCUCCUGCUGCAGCAGCUGUCAAAGAGAUUGCAAACCCCGCAGUAAAGAAAGGUGUAGGGAGUUCAACUGACAGAGAUGUAUUAUUUGCAAAAAUCGAAAUGGAGAAAAGGCUGGCCUUAAUUAAAGCAUGGGAAGAAAGUGAGAAGACAAAAGCAGAGAACAAGGCAUGCAGAAGGAUGUCAAUAGUAGAAUUAUGGGAAAACAACAAGAGAACCAAUGUAGAGGCAGAACUCAGAAAAAUUGAGGAAAAAUAUGAAAAAAAGAAGGCAGGGUAUGCUGAGAAAAUGAAGAACAAAGUUGCUGAAAUACAUAAAACAGGAGAAGAAAGGAAAGCUAUCAUUGAAGCCAAGAAAAAAGAGCAAUCCCUGAAGGUGGAGGAGACAGCUGCGAAGUUUCGUUCGACUGGAAAUACACCAAAGAAAUUGCUGUUGUGGUGCUGCGUCUGUCAGCAUUCUGCAGUCAAAUAA
Molecule: messenger RNA, 642 nt
Organism: Pyrus x bretschneideri (Chinese white pear)
Lineage: Eukaryota; Viridiplantae; Streptophyta; Magnoliopsida; Rosales; Rosaceae
Product: remorin-like
Exons: 5
Coding region: 1-642 (213 amino acids)
Source: RefSeq, a predicted model, not a curated record